Messenger RNA from Tarenaya hassleriana, 838 nucleotides. RefSeq names its product signal peptidase complex catalytic subunit SEC11A-like. The transcript is spliced from 8 exons. Gene Ontology annotation, molecular function: serine-type endopeptidase activity. The record is from RefSeq and is a predicted model, not a curated record. Bases 95 to 637 code for a protein of 180 amino acids. Gene Ontology annotation, cellular component: membrane; signal peptidase complex. NCBI's taxonomy places the organism in Eukaryota, Viridiplantae, Streptophyta, Magnoliopsida, Brassicales, Cleomaceae.
GAGAAUUAAGCCGCCUUCUUCCAGAGUCCCAGAAAACCAUUGAUCGUGUUCUCAAAUCAGAAGUUUUGCCGAGAAAAUCGGACGAGGACAAAACAUGGGUUUCAUCGGAGACACUGUAGAUUCCAUCAAAUCGACUCCGAUCAGGCAAAAUCUCUCUCAGUUCAUCAGUUUGGGUAUGAUUGUUUCCUCCGCGUUGUUUAUAUGGAAAGCGUUGAUGUGUAUCACUGGAACUGAGUCACCUGUUGUUGUCGUUAUUUCCGGUGGCAUGGAGCCUGGUUUUCAACGGGGCGACAUUCUGUUCCUGCACAUGAGCAAAGCUCCUACCCGAACCGGAGAAAUUGUUGUCUUUAACAUCAAUGGACAUGAUAUUCCCAUUGUUCAUCGUGUUAUCGAGGUUCACGAGCGUAGGGAUACCGGGGAAGCUGAUAUCCUGACAAAAGGGGACAACAACAAAAUGGACGACAGGGGCUUAUACGCAUACGGUCAGCGCUGGUUACAGCGGAAGCAUAUCGUGGGCAGACCCAUCGGGUUCUUGCCUUACGUCGGUUGGGUGACCAUCAUCAUGACUGAGAAACCAAUUCUCAAGUACAUUCUCAUAGGUGCACUUGGCUUGCUGGUUAUAACAUCAAAGGAUUAAAAGACACAGCUAAAGGAAUGGACUUCAGAAACCCAAAAGAAAGGAUAUAGAGAAACAAAGUUUUCAACAUUCUACAUUCUUCGUUUUGAACAAGACCAUGAGACGCUCACUUGUAUAGUGCCGAAAAACAAUAACUGUUGUGAUUUUGUACUAAACAUGAAUACCUCCGGAGGUUAUUAAUAAUAAGAACAGUAUUAAAGA